Molecule: messenger RNA, 2262 nt
Organism: Truncatella angustata
Lineage: Eukaryota; Fungi; Ascomycota; Sordariomycetes; Amphisphaeriales; Sporocadaceae
Product: putative chromatin remodeling complex subunit
Exons: 2
Coding region: 1-2262 (753 amino acids)
Biological process (GO): regulation of DNA-templated transcription
Cellular component (GO): cytoplasm; Ino80 complex
Source: RefSeq, a predicted model, not a curated record
AUGGCGCCCUCUGCCAUCGAUCCGCCUGCACAGGUGCUGGGAGAGCUCCCAAUUCGCCGAGAGAAGACCUAUCCUGCAGCGAGGAUAUUCCCCGUCAAGGAAGUCCGCUUCGAGAAAUACACACCUCCACAGCCAGAUGGCAGAGAAAAGGCAUUGGCGCAACCUGCAGGCAGCGCCGCCAUAGUGAUUGACAAUGGCUCCUCUGCUGUUAGAGCGGGAUGGUCUUUCGAGUCGAAACCGCGAUUCAGCCUACCCCCGAUUAUGGCCAAGUACAGAGAUCGCAAACUGGGUAAGACGUACUCUUUCGCUGGCACCGAUUGCUAUGCCGACACGACCGCGCGUGGACACAUCAGGAAUGCCUUUGAGGCUGGCACAGGUAUCGCUAGCAACUGGGAUGUCAUGGAACAUGUUCUUGAUUGGACCUUCCUCAAGUUGGGCAUGAAUGCCAGCGAUGGCUCGAUCGAUGUGCCUAUUGUCUUGACAGAGGCAGUUGCAAAUUUGCCUUAUUCCAGGAAAUCUAUGAAUGAGAUCAUCUUCGAAUGCUACGGCGCGCCAUCUCUGGCUACUGGAAUCGACUCUCUAUUCUCGUAUCGGCACAAUAAAGGACACACGGGUUUGGUCGUCUCUUCGUCAUACAGCUCGACUCACGUCAUACCCGUUUACAAUCACAAAGCGAUGCUUGCCCAGGCCAUUAGACUCAAUUGGGGCGGUUGGCACGCGGCCGAAUACCUUCUGAAACUUAUUAGACUUAAGUACCCAGCGUUUCCUGGGAAGCUCAAUGCCUCCCAGGCCGAAUACAUGCUGCGCGAUCACGGACACCUCUCUCAAGACUACGAUAACGAGGUACGGUCCUACCUUGAUUGGACUGGACUUGAAGACAGAGACGUUGUCAUACAAUACCCCUUCACCGAAGAAGUCAUUGUCCAGAAGAGCGAGGAGGACCUUGCGCGUAUAGCAGAGCGAAAGAAAGAAAGCGGACGAAGAUUACAAGAGCAAGCACAGAAGAUGCGUCUAGAACGGCUCAUCCGCAAAGAGCAAGAGCUCGAAUAUUACAAGCAGCUCCAAGAGAAAAUAGCCAACGCCAACAAGAAAGACACAAAGCGCUUACUAGAUGCCGAUGACAUGAAGGACGAGACCCAUCUGGAGCGUACCAUCAAGGAAUUUGAAAAGGCCGUUAAGAAGGCCCGCAACAAGGAUCUCGGUAUUGAUGUCGAGGAAGAGGUAGAAGCUCCAGACUUCAGCUUGCUGGACAUGCCCGAUGAAGAGCUUGAUGAUGCAGGAUUGAAGGCGAAGAAGCAGCAACGCCUGCUCAAAUCCAACCACGAAGCACGUGCUCGUGCCAAGGCCGAGAAGGAAGCAGAAAAGGCUCGCAUCGCUGCAGAAGAACAAGCGGAUAUAGACCGCCGCACCAAUGAUCUCGAGGGUUGGUUAGAGGAGAAACGAGUGGCACGUGCCGACGUCUUGCAACGUAUGAAGGAGCGGGACCGACUCAAGGCUGAUCUCGGCAACCGAAAAUCUCUUGCAUCUCAAAUUCGUAUGAAGUCUAUCGCGAAUCUAGCAUCUGAUGGCCCGCGUGGCAAACGGCGCCGCGGCGGUGAUGAUGAUAACUUUGGGGCCAACGACGAUGACUGGGGUGUCUACCGGGACAUUGCGGUUGGGCAAGACGCCAGUGAUGACGAAGAAGGCGGCGAGGAGGAUCUUGAAGGGAGCCUGAAAUCCCUCGAGGAAGACCUGCUCCGCUACGAUACCAACUUUACGCACGACGACACAUUUGAAGCACAGAACGACUGGAGCAAAUCCCUUUUACAUGCAUUUGCACGUGGCCCUCGGCCGUUCAUGGGUUCGCAGGCUGAGAUCAAUCAGCUACACCUAAAUGUAGAGCGCAUCAAAGUGCCGGAAGUCAUAUUUCAGCCCUCUAUUGCUGGUGUGGAUCAGGCCGGCCUUCUGGAAAUUACCGGCGACAUUCUCAAUCAGCGCCUCGUUGGCAUUCCAGGCAUCAAUCGCGAUGUUUUCCUACGCGACGUAUUCUUAACAGGAGGCAACACCAUGUUCGAAAACUUCGACUACAGACUACGACAAGGUCUAACAGCACUAUUGCCAGCCGACAGUCCAUUGACUAUCCGGAGAGCAAAGGACCCGAUACUUGAUGCCUGGAAGGGGGCCGCAGGUUGGGUCGGAUCAUCUGGGUACAAAUCGGCUGUCGUGACAAAGGCCGAAUGGCAGGAGAAAGGUGGUGACUAUCUGAAGGUGAGUUCCGGCUGA